This is a messenger RNA of Chaetomium globosum CBS 148.51, 525 nucleotides long. RefSeq lists its product as uncharacterized. The record is from RefSeq and is a predicted model, not a curated record. Lineage: Eukaryota; Fungi; Ascomycota; Sordariomycetes; Sordariales; Chaetomiaceae. The transcript is spliced from 2 exons. Bases 1 to 525 code for a protein of 174 amino acids.
AUGAGCCUCCUUUACAUGUUGAAGUUCAUCCCCUCGGUGACGACCACCGACGAGAAACGGGUCUACUUCUACGCCAUCUCGCACGUCUCCAUCGACACCAACCUGGACCCCGCCGAGGAUGUUGGUUCACCUCGCGCCCUCGCCGUGCGCCAGCCCCGCGACGGCCGAGGCGCUGACGAGCUGGAAGACGAUCCGGUUCUUCAGCGCGGUGUUCCGGCUGAUGGUGGAGGCGCUGGCGGGCAGCAACAACACCGACGACCCCGUCACGUACGCCCACGCCGAGCUGCUCAAGGACGGCACGAGGCCGGACAUGGCCGCGUGCGCGCUGCUCAUGCCGCUGGCGAUGAUGCGUGGUGCGGUGGAUUGGUUUCUGCGGCGCCGCCGCGAGGUGAUGAGGAGGUGCGCGCUGGCGGAGGAGAGGGGGGUGAGGUGCAUGUAUGGGCGGCGGCGGGGGUCGGGGGUGCUGGGGAUGGAGGAAACCGUGAAGGAGUGGGAUGCGGUGGUGUUUUAUCGGAGGCUGGAUAG